AUGGGGAAUGAUUCUGCUGUGCAAGCGCUGGGUUUGCUGGUGCAGAAACACAAGCCGGAUUUUAUUUUUCUCAGCGAGACGAAGGUCUCAGAUGUGGAUUACAUGGCAAAUCUUAGGCUGCGCAUUGGAUACCUGAACUGUGAGGCGGUAUUCAGUGAGGGGCAGUCAGGGGGUCUGGCACUAUUCUGGCGAGACGGUCUUGACGUCCGUUUUCGGUUGAAAUCACGGAAUCACAUUGAUGUUGAAGUUAGGGCUACUGAUGGCUCUUUUGUGCACUGGAGGUUGACUGGAUUCUACGGUCACCCUAAGACUUCUGAACGACAUCGGACCUGGUCUCUACUUCGGGACUUGGGGGAUGAAUCAUCGCUGCCGUGGGUUGUAGUAGGGGAUUUUAAUGAACUGUUGAAUGCAGCAGAGAAGCAAGGAGGUGAGUUGCGUAGGGAGAGUCAGAUGCAAUUGUUUCGGGAUGCACUGUCUCAUUGUGACCUAGCUGAUCUAGGUUUUUCUGGUGCACCGUUUACCUGGCAGGGUGGGGAUGUAUGGUGUCGUAUAGACAGGGCAGUAGCUUCGUCCUCUUGGGUGGAUGUUUUUGCAGCAUCUAGGGUGUCAAACUUGGCGCCUAUUCAUGGGGACCAUGUGCCUGUUUUGCUGAGUGCUUGUCAAAUGGUUGUUAUGCCCAGUAAACAUCUACAACAGUUCCGGUUUGAGAGUUUUUGGAUCCAGCAUGCUGGUUGUAGGCCGGCUGUGGAAGAGGCGAACCACGUUCGGGACCAGGAAAAGAGAGAUAGGUUUGUUGAGGCUAGGGAACGUUUGCAAGAACUACUGAACUCUCCACAGUCUGAUCAAUCUCACCAGGAAGGGUUGGUUUUGUCUUCUAAAUUGGACACUCUAUUGUCUGACGAGCAUAACUAUUGGAAGCAAAGAGCUAAGACGUCUAAGGCAGGUAUGGAGGCUGUGAUCUUGGAUUACUUUUCAACUAUGUUCACAUCUCAAGCGGUGGAUUCUGAACAGAUGCAAGAUGUUGUGGGAUUAUUACAGCCUAAGGUCACUAGUGAUAUGAAUGAAGAGCUGUGUGCUCCCUACUCUGCGGAGGAGAUUAAAAUUGCUCUUUUUCAGAUGUAUCCGACCAAGGCUCCAGGUCCGGAUGUGAUGCCUCCCCUCUUUUUCCAGCAAUACUGGGAUGUUAUUGGGACUGAUGUUGUUACAGCUGUUCAAGACUUUCUUCAUUCUGGAAGGUUGUUGGGGGCCAUUAACUAUACUCAUGUUGUGGCUAACCGGUUGAAGAAGAUUCUAGAUUUAUUGAUCUCUCCAGCGCAAAGUGCGUUCAUUCCGGGUCGAUUGAUUACUGAUAACACAUUGAUUGCUAACGAGGUUUCCCAUUUCAUCCAUAAUUGGAAGUCUAGUACGGAGGGUGUUAUGUCUCUGAAGUUAGAUAUGAGCAAAGCAUAUGAUAGGAUGGAGUGGAGUUUUCUAGAGGCAGUAUUGGUACGACUUGGGUUUGAUGACAGUUGGGGUAUUCAAGUGUGUCCUGGAGCACCAACUGUUCACCAUUUGCUUUUUGCUGAUGACAGUCUGUUGUUCGCUUCGGGUCAACAGGUUAAUUUUUCUAAGAGUAGUGUGGUUUUUAGCAAGCGAGUCGAUUCCAACUUGCAGAUUCAGUUGGCGGAUUUUUUGGGUGUUAAGAUUGUGCCCAAGCAUGAAGAGUAUCUGGGCCUCCCAACCUUUUUGGGGCGGAAUAAAACUGAGCCGUUUGCUUUUAUUAGAGAACGGCUUAGCAAGAAAUUAGAAGGUUGGCAAGGCAAGCUACUAAGCAGUGCCGGUAAGGAUUUGUUGAUUAGAGUAGUGGCCCAGUCUUUACCAACUUACUCUAUGAACUGUUUUCUUUUGCCACAAAGUUUCUGUGAUUCUCUACAUCAAUUGUGUGCAAGGUUUUGGUGGGGCAGUAAAGCUGAGAAUAAGAAGAUUCAUUGGUUUUCUUGGUCUAAACUUUGUCAGCCUAAGGAGCUUGGGGGGAUGGGGUUUAGAGAUCUUCAUGCUCAUAAUUUGGCUCUUCUAGCUAAGCAGGGAUGGCGGUUGGCUUGCAAUCCCACUUCUCUUCUUGCACGUUUGUAUAGUGCUCUGUACUUCCCUAAUGGGGUUAUAUGGAGUAGUUACUUGACUUCCUCUCCUUCUUCUUGCUGGCGAGGGAUUUUUUCUGCUUUGAGUUUGCUUAAAAAGGGUGUACGGUUGCAAGUUGGUGAUGGUGCAGAUAUUCGAGUAUGGGAUGACCCGUAG
Molecule: messenger RNA, 2274 nt
Organism: Rosa rugosa (rugosa rose)
Lineage: Eukaryota; Viridiplantae; Streptophyta; Magnoliopsida; Rosales; Rosaceae
Exons: 6
Coding region: 1-2274 (757 amino acids)
Molecular function (GO): catalytic activity
Source: RefSeq, a predicted model, not a curated record